GUCCGAUCGGUAACCGGCGACUACGUGGGGUACAGGUACCCGAGCGCGCCCCCGACCGACGCACCGACCUGCGCGCGCGCCGCGGGCGGGAUGCGUGCGCACUCCCCGGACGUCCCGCCCCGCCCCCUCUGCGGCCCCAGAGCUGGGCGGCGUGCGCGCCCCCGCGCCGCGCCGAGCCGGGCGCUCGGAAAGGCGUCCCCGCGGUGCCUGACAGUUCCUUCCUCAGUGCCUGCCCCGUGAGUGGCGAGGAGCGCGGAGUCUUGCCAUAUCAGGAGGGCCCUGUUACGUGAGGCUGUGCACGGAGACUAUUCCAGGAAGAAGAGGGGACACUUGGUGGGCGGGGUGAUUUCGGGCAGUCAGGUGGGCGACCCGCGUAGGCGUCUGAAAGGCCCGCGUCGUUAGGGAAGGCAGGAGCGGCGUCUCUGGUUACAGGGUUGGGCAAAGGGCAGAGGUCAGCGUCCAGGUUGGACUGCAGCACUUUUGAGCGAUGACGGCGUCUGGGGAACCCUGCAGGCAGUGGCAGGAGGAGGUUGCGGCGGUGGUAGUGGUGGGCUCCUGCAUGACCGACCUGGUCAGUCUUACUUCUCGUUUGCCAAAAACUGGAGAAACCAUCCAUGGACAUAAGUUUUUUAUUGGCUUUGGAGGGAAAGGUGCCAACCAGUGUGUCCAAGCUGCUCGACUUGGAGCAACGACGUCCAUAGUGUGCAAGGUUGGCAAAGAUUCUUUUGGCAAUGAUUAUAUAGAAAACUUAAAACAGAAUGAUAUUUCUACAGAAUUUACAUAUCAGACUAAAGAUGCUGCUACAGGAACUGCUUCUAUAAUUGUCAAUAAUGAAGGCCAGAAUAUCAUUGUCAUAGUGGCUGGAGCAAAUUUACUUUUGAAUACGGAGGACCUGAGGGCAGCAGCCAAUGUCAUUAGUAGAGCCAAAGUCGUGGUCUGCCAGCUCGAAAUAACUCCAGCAACUUCUUUGGAAGCCCUAACAAUGGCCCGCAGGAGUGGAGUGAAAACAUUGUUCAAUCCAGCCCCUGCCAUUGCUGACCUGGAUCCCCGGUUCUACACCCUUUCAGAUGUGUUCUGCUGCAAUGAAAGCGAGGCUGAGAUUUUAACUGGCCUCACAGUGGACAGCGCUGCAGAUGCUGGGGAGGCUGCAUUAGUGCUCUUGAAAAGGGGCUGCCAGGUGGUAAUCAUUACCUUAGGGGCUGAGGGAUGUGUGGUGCUGUCACAGACAGAACCUGAACCAAAGCACAUUCCCACAGAGAAAGUCAAGGCUGUGGAUACCACGUGUAGACCUGGCUCAAGACCCAAGAGUGAAGCAGCAAGUGUGAAGAAGCAGAAACAUUAUAAAUAACCCAGAGAAUCCUUUUAUAACAGCAACUGCCUACUGAUUUUGUGGCCUAACAGCUCGAGCAAAAACGAAUAUAAAUACAACAUUGUGCAAUGACUAAUUACUCAAAAUUUUGUGCAUCAGCAGAAGUGGAACCUGUGGUUGGUGCUAAUAUUAUGAAAUGCCUUUGCUGUUUAAUAAUCUGGUAGCUCUAUAUUAUUUAGCAUGCAUUUUUCUUGAAGAACAAUGAUUUUAUUUCAAGUACAUCUCACUGAAAUAAAAAAGCAGCUGUUAGAAGAUGAACAUUUGGCAGAAAAUAUUUUAGUGAAUCUUUUGUAAGAUAUUAAGUCCUACUGGAUUAAUUGUUUUCUGUCUAGAAUGGUGGAGUCACAAAAAAAAAGGCGAUUGCUGACCACAAAAGGCAAAAGGCCAACCUUUAGAACUCAGUGAAUCACUAACAGACAUUUUAGUUUUAAUUGCCAUUUAUUCACCAAUAUAUAUACAAAGCUCUCAUUAAUAUUGCCUGAAGAAUGGGCCCUUUUUAAUUCCAUUUUUAGCUCACUCUCAGGAUUCCACUUCUCUUUUAUUAAUGUGGAAUUCUUUAAAUUAUAGAAUAAAUUAACCCACCGCAGACAUUUUGGGCAGAAUGGGGUUUUCAGCAAAUUUUCAGCCUCCACAGGCCAUUCUUCUCAGCAGCUUGCCAGCCAGCAGAGCAGUGAGGGCCAUGGCUGGGAGCAGCACCUGCCCCUGAACUUGAAGAGAGGCUAGAGCAGCCCACUGGGCUCCUGGCCCAAGCACACUCUCAGGGUGACAGUGUCCUUCCCAUGUUCCUUAGGCUGGCCAGACAAGGGAUAUGCCAGUGGGUAAGCCACAUCACCAUAAGGC
Messenger RNA from Piliocolobus tephrosceles (Ugandan red Colobus), 2209 nucleotides. RefSeq names its product ribokinase (gene RBKS). The coding region runs from base 488 to 1348 and encodes 286 amino acids. Gene Ontology annotation, cellular component: cytosol. The transcript is spliced from 8 exons. Gene Ontology annotation, biological process: D-ribose metabolic process. The record is from RefSeq and is a predicted model, not a curated record. NCBI's taxonomy places the organism in Eukaryota, Metazoa, Chordata, Mammalia, Primates, Cercopithecidae. Gene Ontology annotation, molecular function: ribokinase activity.